GGAGUGAGAAGUAGGGGUAGCCAGGGUGGGGAAGAUAGAAGGCAUCCUAGAGAAGCCGAGAAGGUUGGGGGCAAACCUCACUGGGUGUGAUGUCACUGCCCUUCCCCGAUUUCAGUCAUCCAUCUCUGAAAUAUAGAUGGCAAGACUGGAUAAUCUGAAGGCUCUUCCUGGAAGCCUCUCCUCUCCUCUUUUCUUGCAGAUGAUGUCUCAGUGGAUAUCCUGCCUGAGGAGGACAGACAAAUGGACAUGCAUCCUGCACCCAGGGCUUCCCUCCUGGGCUAUACAGCUCAGGACCGGCCGAGGAACCAUGUCCCCAACCAUGGCUGCUUUCUUCUGUCUUGGGCUGUGUCUGGGCCAGGUGAUACAGGCUCAGAAAGGCCUGCUGCCCAAGCCCUCCCUCCAGGCCCGGCCCGGCUCCCUUGUGCCCCUGGGGAAGCCGGUGACCAUCAGCUGUCAGGGCCCUCCAGGCGCGGACUUGUACCGCCUGGAGGAACUGAUAUCCCGGAAGUAUUUGGACCAGGCGGAGCUCUCCAUCUCGGCCAUGGAACAACGCUUCGUCGGACGCUACCGCUGCUCCUAUCAGAGCGGGACCACCUGGUCUCCCCCCAGCAACCAGCUGGAGCUGGUUGCUACUGGAGUUUUCACCAAGCCCUCGCUCUCAGCCCAGCCCAGCACGGCAGUGGCCCCAGGAGCGGACGUAACUCUACGGUGUCACAGCCAGUAUGGUUUUGACCAAUUUGCUCUGUACAAGGAGGGGGACACUGGGCCCUACAAGACACCUGAAAGGUGGUACCAGGCUGAUUUUCCCAUCACCACGGUGACUGCUGCCCACAGUGGGACCUACCAGUGCUACAGCUUUUCCAGCACAUCUCCAUACCUGUGGUCGGCCCCCAGCGACCCCCUGGAGCUCGUGGUCACAGGGACCUCUUUUACCCCCAGCUGGUUGCCUACAGAACCACCUUCCUCUGUGACAGAAUUCUCAGAAGCCUCCAAGAAACUGAACCACUCGCUCGUGAACGAAGUUGCCACCACUGAAACUUCUAGGAAUAUCACCAUCCUUCCAAAGGAGUCAGACCCUCCAACUGGUCUUGCCUUCCAGUAUUACACUAGGAGCAAUCUGGUCCGGAUAUGCCUUGGGGCCGUGGUUCUAAUACUCCUGGUGGGGCUUCUGGCAGAAGAUUGGCACAGCCGAAAGAAACCCCUGAUGCACCGGGUCAGAGCUGUCCACAGGCCACUCCCACCCCUCCCUCAGACCCAGAAGUCACACAGUUGUCAGGAUGGGGGUCGACCAGAUGAUCAUAACUGAGGAUACCAUCAUUAGAAUCCCAAGGCUUGGUUGUAUCUAAGAGAUAGGUCAUGGGAGCGGGGAGGGGACUUGGUGUGGAGUGUGAGAGUAAAAGGAUAGAGCCUACAGCUGUGGAAAAGGAGGGUGGCGGGGGGGGGUGUUCUUCUUGGGGCCCCAUCAAGGAGUUGAGUCAGUGUCUAUUUGGCUGUAUGUCCUAGGACUCUCUUUGUUUGGGAUGGAAGGAAUCUAGUGGAUGCCAUAGACUCCUCACUGAUAUCUUGCUCAUUGUGGACCUUGUGGCACCUCACCUGGGCCAUCACACUUAUCUCUUUCUUCAACCUUCCCUAAUACGAGUUUCAGAUCGACUUCUAAUAUUCCCACCUCUCACAGUUGACCUGUUCUAUCCUUUGCACAAAACUCUCCCACGUUUCCCCCGUGCACACCCCGUGCUUUUUUUUCUUUUCUUUUUUUUUUAACUGGAGUAUAGUUGAUGUACAAUGUUGUGUUAGUUUCUGGUGUACAGCAAAGUGAAUCAGUUCUGUGCUUUUUUUUCCUGAUUAUCCCCUUGCUCUAGCCCUAUCUUAAGCUGUAGUCUGAAAAAUCUCCUUUUGUUUCUCGAGAUGUGCCUGGUUCUUUCAGGCUUUGGGGCAUUCUGUUCUUUCCCCUUAGAAUAUAAUAAUAAUUAUAACCAACAUGCCA
Molecule: messenger RNA, 1984 nt
Organism: Aethalodelphis obliquidens (Pacific white-sided dolphin)
Lineage: Eukaryota; Metazoa; Chordata; Mammalia; Artiodactyla; Delphinidae
Gene: GP6
Product: glycoprotein VI platelet
Exons: 9
Coding region: 137-1306 (389 amino acids)
Biological process (GO): immune response-regulating signaling pathway
Cellular component (GO): plasma membrane
Source: RefSeq, a predicted model, not a curated record